AUGCCUCACCACCAUCAAACGCUAUUCUCAUCACUUCCCUAUGAAAUUUUCCAACAUAUUUUAUCAUUCGGAGUUGAUAAAGAAUUGAAUAAUCCUGCGAGUAGAAAAUCUGACAUUAGAAUGGCAGCAAUUUUUCAAUCAAUCAGCAAGAGAAUUUCGAGUAUGAAUGAAAUGCAGAACUAUUUCAAUACAUUUUGGUGGACAGUAUUGGAAAAGAAUUUUGUAAUGCCUGCAUUUGAAAAGGAGUUGGAACAACUCAAAUCACAAAUGAUUAAAAAAGGGGAUAUGAAGAGGAAAAUUCUAUUGGCAAGUUUCAUCAAGUUUAAAGUGUGGAAAAGACCAAAAUAUGAUCCGAGUAAGGGAUCAGAAGAAGUUAAAGUGGUUGUGCUUGGGCAAGGAGGAGUGGGAAAAUCUGCAUUGACAAUUCACUACGUUCAAAAUGUCUUUAUAUCAGAGUACGAUCCAACAAUUGAGGAUUCUUAUAGAAAACAUGUUGAGGUUGAUGGAGAGCCUGUAUUAUUGGAUAUUCUAGAUACUGCUGGUCCAGAGGAGUUCUCUGCAAUGAGAGAUCAAUACCUGAGAGUUGGUCAAAGUUUUGUAAUUGUUUGUGCAGUGAAUGAUGAAAGUUCUUUGAGAGAUGUUCGUUAUCAAGUUGACCUGUUGAUUCGUUGUAAAGAUUAUGUAGUUAAUGACAUGCCAAUUGUGUUUGUAAUGAACAAGAUGGAUUUAUUGAAAGAAAAUAGAGCAGAAACUGUUGAGAAAAUAUUCAUUGUUGAACUAUUCAAUAGUGAUGAGCAGUGCUAA
Molecule: messenger RNA, 804 nt
Organism: Naegleria gruberi
Lineage: Eukaryota; Heterolobosea; Eutetramitea; Acrasida; Naegleriidae
Product: ras family small GTPase
Exons: 4
Coding region: 1-804 (267 amino acids)
Biological process (GO): signal transduction
Cellular component (GO): plasma membrane
Molecular function (GO): GDP binding; GTPase activity; GTP binding
Source: RefSeq, a predicted model, not a curated record